AUUUAGCGCUCAAAAAGAAAUUCGAAUUCUGUGGACUUUUAUCGAGUUGGUAUAUUCUUUGGAUAUUAGUGCUCAGUCGCUUCAAAUUUGUUCGGGAACUGCUUAAAAGUGACGAAAGCUCUAGGAUAUGAACAUACGCUGUGCAAAACCAGAGGACCUAAUGAACAUGCAGCACUGCAAUUUGCUAUGUUUGCCCGAAAACUACCAAAUGAAGUACUAUUUUUAUCACGGCCUGAGUUGGCCCCAAUUGAGCUACGUGGCUGAGGAUGAGAACGGCAAAAUUGUAGGUUAUGUAUUGGCCAAAAUGGAAGAGGACCAAGAAGACCUAAAGCACGGGCAUAUUACCUCCUUGGCUGUGAAAAGAUCGCAUCGCCGAUUAGGUUUAGCUCAAAAACUCAUGGAUCAAGCUUCAGAAGCCAUGGUAGAAUGUUUCGAUGCUAAGUAUGUUUCACUUCACGUUAGAAAAAGCAAUCGGGCAGCUUUGAAUUUGUAUAAAAAUUCGCUGAAAUUUGAGACCGUGGAGAUUGAACCCAAAUAUUACGCCGAUGGUGAAGACGCUUAUUCUAUGAAGAGAGAUCUUUCGGAAUUUGCCAAGAAGAAAGAAAAACGAGAAGUGAAAAAUGAAGAAUGAAUGAAAUAAAUUAACUAUUGUAUUAGUCUUUGUACUUUGCGCUUUCGUGUUAUUAUUUUUAAACAUAUCUUUAAAAAAAAGUAUAAAUGUUUUUGGAGUCAACUUUUUUUGUUGAUAAUGAGUUAUGAGUAUAAAUUUACUUAAAUGCAUUAGUUGAUAUCAGGCGAUUAUUUUAUUUUCUGGCAGAUUGGGUAUGAAUAAAAAUCUUUUUCAACAGCCUUUUGCAAAAUUAAUUAAAA
Messenger RNA from Cylas formicarius (sweet potato weevil), 870 nucleotides. RefSeq names its product N-alpha-acetyltransferase 10 (gene vnc). Gene Ontology annotation, biological process: N-terminal peptidyl-glutamic acid acetylation. Gene Ontology annotation, cellular component: NatA complex. The transcript has 3 exons. Gene Ontology annotation, molecular function: protein N-terminal-serine acetyltransferase activity; protein-N-terminal-glutamate acetyltransferase activity. The record is from RefSeq and is a predicted model, not a curated record. NCBI's taxonomy places the organism in Eukaryota, Metazoa, Arthropoda, Insecta, Coleoptera, Brentidae. The coding region runs from base 128 to 631 and encodes 167 amino acids.